AUGUAAAUGCUUCCCCCACCUAAGAAAGUCAAUAAUUGGACUAUUAGAUAAAAUUAAGAAUUGAAAGAAUAAGUUAAUCGUUUAAAUUUUGAAUUAAAUGCUACCUAUAAAGUAUCUUCUCAUUAAAAAUGUAAUUAGAAUCUCGUACUUGAUACAGAAACUCAUUUCAAUUUUGAAGUUUUGUUAAAAAUGCCUUAAUUGGCUAAAAGAUGA
This is a messenger RNA of Paramecium tetraurelia, 213 nucleotides long. RefSeq lists its product as uncharacterized. The transcript has a single exon. The record is from RefSeq and is a predicted model, not a curated record. NCBI's taxonomy places the organism in Eukaryota, Ciliophora, Oligohymenophorea, Peniculida, Parameciidae.